Molecule: messenger RNA, 1904 nt
Organism: Lethenteron reissneri (Far Eastern brook lamprey)
Lineage: Eukaryota; Metazoa; Chordata; Hyperoartia; Petromyzontiformes; Petromyzontidae
Product: heterogeneous nuclear ribonucleoprotein H-like
Molecular function (GO): RNA binding
Source: RefSeq, a predicted model, not a curated record
GGGAGAGAAAAGGCGGGGCGAGAAAGGGAGCUGGCCUUGCGCAUGCGCAGCCGCGUUCUUGUCGACCGAGAGAGCGAGCGAGCGUCAGGGUGUUUGUAAGGAAUUAUCACAACACUUAACGUCAUGGCUGAUGAAGUGGUGGAAGGGUUCGUGGUGCGGCUGCGGGGCCUUCCCUGGUCUUGCUCAUCCGAAGAGGUCAUCAAGUUCCUCUCAGGAUGUGCCAUCGUGAAUAGUGCCGACGGCGUACACUUCACCAACUCACGUGAAGGCCGACCCAGCGGGGAGGCUUUUGUGGAGCUGGAGUCGGAAGAGGACCUGGAUAGGGCUUUGGAACGUGACCACAAGAACAUGGGGCACCGCUACAUUGAAGUGUUCCGAUCGAAGUUGAGCGAGCUCAACUGGGUGCUGAACCAGCAGAACCCGGUGGCGCUGCCCGAGAGUGGGGAGGCUGAGGGCUGCGUGCGUUUGCGCGGCCUGCCCUUCUCCUGCAGCAAGGAGGAGAUUGCGCAGUUCUUUACUGGGCUGGAAAUCGUGCCGAACGGGAUUACGCUGCCGGUGGACUACCAGGGGCGGAGCACUGGGGAGGCCUUCGUUCAGUUUGCCUCGCAAGAGGCAGCCGAGAAGGCUCUGGGCAAGCACAAGGAAAGGAUAGGGCACAGGUACAUCGAGGUUUUCAAGAGUAACAGGGGUGAGGUACGCGCCUACUACGACCCACCAAAGCGGCUAAUGAUGGGAAUGCAGAGGCCCGGGCCCUACGAUCGGCCUAUGGGAGGUGGCCGUGGGGGCCCUCCCAUGCGUGGAGGCUUUGACCGCAUGCGCCGAGGCGGUGGCUAUGGAGGUUAUGGUGGUGGAUAUGACGAUGGCUUCAAUGGCUACAAUGACAACUAUGGCUAUGACCGUGGUUUUGACCAGGGUGGGAAGGGCAUGAUGGGUAUGGGUAUGGGGGGUGGCAUGGGAGGUGGCGGCAUGUCCCGAGGCAUGUCUGGCCGUGGCUAUGGAGGUGGAGGAGGAGGAGAAUCCACCUACCAGAGUUCCUCUGGACACUUUGUGCACAUGCGGGGCCUGCCCUUCAGAGCCACAGAGUUGGACAUUAACAACUUCUUCACGCCGCUGAACCCAGUUCGCGUGAACAUCGAGUACGACGGGAGUGGGAGGCCCACGGGAGAGUGUGACGUCGAGUUUGCCUCUCACGAGGAUGCCGUGACCGCCAUGGCCAAGGACAAGGCUCACAUGCAACAUCGCUACAUCGAGCUCUUCCUCAACUCCUCUGCUUCAGCCAGCAUGGGUGGGGGUAACUACGGUGGUGGCAACGGCAUGGGUGGUGGUUAUAAUGGAGGCCGUUUUGCGGGUUUUUCAGGCUCUCAGUCAAGCUUCAGCACCGGUAACCAGGGCGGCUACAACACAACUGCCGCUGGCAUGUCUGGCGGAUAUGGCAACAGCAACUUUAGCGCCGAUGGCUAUGGCGGUAACAUGGGAGGAGGCUAUGGAGGCACAGGCGGCAUGGGGGCAGGGGGUGGCUUCUACAGCGGCAGUACGCAGAACAGCGGGAUGGGAAUGGGUGGUUCGGCCAUGGGAAAAAUGGGCAGGGGGAACUGGAACAUGUGAAUUCCAAACCGAGGCAUAGUGAAAAGCUUGGUCUCUUUCUCGUUUGUAGCCAGGUCUUUGUGGAUAGCCAGCCAGUUUGAGCUCUUUCUGAGACGCCCGUUUCUGAAUCCUGUUGUGAUAGGUGGAAGCGCCUCUGGUUGUGGUAAUUCCAACCUUUUAUGCUUAUAACACCCUGUGUUGACAGUAUGUAUGGCAGAGACGUAUAUAUACUGUUAUUUUUUUGUUUAUUGUAUUAAUUUUCCUUGAACAACUUCAUACAUUUUGGCAGUGCGUGUGAAUAAAUGUCUUUCAUAUUACAA